Torulaspora globosa is the source of this 918-nucleotide messenger RNA. It is a transcript of the gene ARV1, whose product is annotated as sterol homeostasis protein ARV1. Gene Ontology annotation, biological process: sphingolipid metabolic process; regulation of plasma membrane sterol distribution; intracellular sterol transport. The transcript has a single exon. Gene Ontology annotation, cellular component: cortical endoplasmic reticulum; Golgi apparatus. The record is from RefSeq and is a predicted model, not a curated record. Bases 1 to 918 code for a protein of 305 amino acids. Lineage: Eukaryota; Fungi; Ascomycota; Saccharomycetes; Saccharomycetales; Saccharomycetaceae.
AUGAUUUGCAUUGAAUGUACCAGGCCUGUGGAUUCUCUAUAUACAGUUUACUCGAACAAGCACAUCCAGUUGACGGAUUGUCCCGAGUGCAAGAAUGUGGUAGAUCGAUAUGUUGAGUUCGACAAUGUGAUUCUGUUCAUUGAUCUACUGCUGCUGAAGCCAGGAGCUUACAGACAUUUGGUAUACAACUCUUUAGAGAGCUACUCAUCGAAAUACAGCGACAAGUAUGCCGUAGAGGGCUCCUUCGCCGAUAUGGUCCGUUCAAUGGCCCUGAAUGUCAACAACUGGAGACUAAAAUUCGACAAAAUCAUCAGAAUAUGGGUAUUACUAAUAGCCUUUGAAAUAUACCUCAGCUGGGCUUCUGAGGAGCGGAAAUACAGCUUGUAUUGCGAACGCAAGAGUUAUAAUGACCCUAGUGUUGAAAAUCUGAUCAUGAGCAGAGUGCUGUCCUGGAACCCGAUACGCCAAUACUUGUACUUCGCCAUCUACUGUGUCCUGGAUAUCUCAAUAUUCCACAGCAUGACAAGCUACGGUAUUAUAAAGCUGUGUCGCUGGGGAAAAAACGUUAAGGAUGCUCGAGAAGUGCUAUCGUACGCCAUCCUGCUUUCAUAUGGAGCCAAGAUCUUCCCAAUUUUGAUGCUCAUUUGGCCAUAUGAUGCGGUAUUCUCUAUGAGCGUUAUAAAAUGGGUCGCCAAUCUCUAUAUCAUCGAGUCGCUGAGAAUCGUAACAAAGCUCCCAUAUAUGUCAAUUCUGAAGGUCUUCCUUCUUGGAUCGAUAAUACGAUGGUCAUUAGUGAAACCAAUAAUGGUGCUUUUGGUUACUAGGGGCGACGUUCGUCAAAUGGAAGUGAUGUUCCUCUCUGAAUUCCACCUGGCGCUACAGAAAUUCCUGGUGAUGGAAAACUAUUUCUUGCUAUGA